CGCGCGGGCCGCCGGGAGCCGCGAGGUUUGAGUGAGGGCGAUGGCUGACGAGUCCUGGAAGUUGGAGCAGGAGCUGGAGCAGGGCAGGGCUCAGGCAUGGCCCCAGGGCGGCCACGACAUGGGUGUCCUCAAGCUGCUCCGCCUGCGGGACCAGAUGAAGCAGCAGCUCAUGGAGUACAGCGCGGCCGUUCGUGGCGGUGAAACAACUUUCCUCGAUCAGGUUGUUGAGGAAAAGCAUAUUCAAGGUGUCACAGAAGAUUUGGAAACAAAUAAAGAGGAAAUAGAAGUCUCUUUCUGGAACAAGACACUGGCCUUGCAAAGGAUCCAGCUUAUGGCUGCCCUGAGAAACAAAGUGAAUCAAGGUGAUAAAGACUCAUGUCUGAUCCUGGAAACAGUGAAUCGCAUAGUGUUGCUCAGCCGGACAAUAAUCAAAUAUCAGCAGCUAGCACAUGAGAAGAAACAGAAGUUGAUUGACAUUAAAAGGAAAAGACUCUCACUAAAAAAAGACCAAAGAAGAAAACUACAGCAAAUUCAGACUAUGAAGAAAAAACAAAAGAAGGAAAAAGGAAAUAAGAACCUGGAUGAAGCAAAGAUGCUUCAGAACUUAGAAAAAGAAAGAUUGAUGACUACAGUAAUUCAAAAUGUGUUUCAGAAUAUCAUAAUUGGAAGCGGAGUUAACUGGGCAGAAGAUCCGUCUUUAAAGGCAAUUGUUCUACAGCUUGAAAAAAAUGUCCAUCUUCCAUGAGUCAGGAGAAAUGUUGUUUUUCUCUCUAGAGACUCAGAAUGUGUCCACGCAACUCUGUGAAGUGAAAUUAAAUUUCUGACACACAACAGAUGUUUGAAUGGGUAAUGCAACUGAUGAAAUGAAACUACCUGAAGACCCGCUUCAUAGCUGUCCUGUCCGAAAACUUCAUCUCUCUCUGAAAGACAGCAAUAAUGCAAGAAAGAUGAAUAAUCUAUGUAUUUCAAGUAAAAGUGGACUUAAACCAAGGCUUUCCUGGGGAUGAGUGGGCUGCAGAGCUCGGGCAUGGUACUUGACUCUGCUCUGUCCCAGUGGAAAACCCAAGAUGGAAAUACUUUUUAGCAAGCUUCUACAACUGGGAUUUUUUUGCUAUUAAAGCACUUCGUAUAAUUUGAAACAGCAGAAUUUUUAUACUCUUAGUUCUUCUAACAGCCACUUGUGUCUGAAGUGGUGACUUCAUGCUAUCGACCGUGCAGCUAAGCAGUGUUUUAUCUACAUAUUUUCACCAGCAUUUGCUUUCUUUUUUUGUUUAUAUGAUGUUCAAAUGAAAUUGAAGCUUAGGGUGUAUAGCAUGUUUCGAGACAUGUACUGUCUCUUUUUUUAUCUUAGGCUAUAUUGUCAUUUUUAACUUGGUGAUUAACUAGGAAUUUUUUUAGGUGGGCUUUGAUCGGAUAAUAAGAAUAAAACGCUGAUUUGAC
Lepidothrix coronata (blue-crowned manakin) is the source of this 1440-nucleotide messenger RNA. RefSeq names its product centromere protein H (gene CENPH). The record is from RefSeq and is a predicted model, not a curated record. Gene Ontology annotation, biological process: mitotic spindle organization; chromosome segregation; kinetochore assembly. Lineage: Eukaryota; Metazoa; Chordata; Aves; Passeriformes; Pipridae. Bases 41 to 745 code for a protein of 234 amino acids. The transcript has 10 exons. Gene Ontology annotation, molecular function: kinetochore binding. Gene Ontology annotation, cellular component: kinetochore; nucleus.